CUUCCCAGAGGGCCGAGCGCGCAAGGCGAGCCGAGGCGCCCCGCCGAUGCGGAGGCGCUCCAAGCGUGCGUGCCUCCUGGCCAUCGCGGCCGUCCAUCCUCCCACACGUGUCGCCCCCACGCGGCCACCGUGCCAACCAUAUCACCCUCCCAGUCCCAGGUCCAGCAGCAGCACGCCGCCGCACGCCUCGCACGCGCGAGCGACCCUAGUCCUCUUCCUCUCCUCCCCCUUGUUCCUGUUCCCCUCUUCCGCAUCACCACCCGCGGCGGCGGCGCGAGAUCCGGCGGGAUGCAGCAGGCGGGGCCGGCCGACGACGACGAGGACGAGGAGAUGGGGGUCAAGGAGGAGGAGGAAGACGGCGACGAGGAGGAGGAGGACGACGACGGGUACUACAUGGACCCCCGGAGCCCGGCCGCCGCCACCGUCGUGUCGACGCCCGGCGGCGGCGGCGGCAGGGCCGGAGGGACCCCGAACCGGCGGCGCGCGCGCGAGGAGAAGGAGCGGACCAAGAUGCGGGAGCGGCAGCGGCGCGCGAUCACGGGGCGGAUCCUGGCGGGCCUGCGCCAGCACGGCAACUACAGCCUGCGGGCGCGCGCCGACAUCAACGAGGUGAUCGCCGCGCUCGCCAGGGAGGCCGGAUGGGUCGUCCUCCCCGACGGCACCACCUUCCCCUCUUCGUCCUCCUCCUCCGCCGCCGUGGCUGCACAGCCGGCCCGUCCCGUGAUGGUCGCCGCCGCGCCGCCCUCCGCCACCCCGCUCGCGAUCCCGGCCUCCGCGGCGUUCCCCCUCCGCGGCAUCGCGCCCGUCGCCGCGCGCCCCAUCUCCCACCGCCCCGCGCCCGCGUCCGCCCUCCUCGUCUCGCCCCCGCGCGCCACCGCGGCUUCGCGACCCCCGGCUGACGACGUCCCCGACGGGAACUCCUCGCACCUCCUCGCCGUCCCCGUCCCCAUGGACCCCGCCGCCGAAGACGGCCCCGUCGCCAAGCAGGUGCCCGAUGUGGCGCCGCGCCCGCCGGAGCGGGACUUCGCCGGCACGCCCUACGUGCCGGUCUACGUCAUGCUCCCGCUUGGGGUGGUGAAUGGCAACGGCGAGGUGGUGGACGCGGACGAGUUGGUGGGCCAGCUGCGGGUGCUCAAGGCAGCGGGAGUGGAUGGGGUCAUGGUCGAUUGCUGGUGGGGGAACGUCGAGGCGCACAGGCCGCAGGAGUACAAUUGGACUGGCUACAGGCGCCUCUUUCAGAUGAUCAGGGAACUCAAGCUCAAGUUGCAGGUCGUCAUGUCGUUUCAUGAAUGUGGUGGCAAUGUUGGAGAUGAUAUAUCCAUUCCUCUCCCACAUUGGGUAAUAGAGAUUGGAAGGAGCAAUCCGGAUAUCUACUUUACUGACAGGGCAGGAAGACGUAAUACAGAGUGCUUAUCGUGGGGAAUUGAUAAAGAAAGGGUUCUGCAAGGCAGAACAGCAGUGGAGGUAUAUUUUGAUUUCAUGAGAAGCUUCCGAGUAGAAUUCGAUGAGUAUUUUGAGGAUGGGAUUAUCUCAGAAAUUGAGAUUGGACUAGGGGCUUGUGGAGAGCUGCGAUAUCCAUCUUAUCCAGCAAAACAUGGCUGGAAAUACCCUGGCAUUGGAGAAUUUCAGUGCUAUGACAGGUACUUACAGAAAAGUUUGAGAAAGGCUGCAGAAGCACGAGGGCAUACCAUAUGGGCAAGAGGGCCUGACAAUGCUGGCCAUUAUAAUUCUGAACCAAAUCUCACUGGAUUUUUUUGUGAUGGAGGAGAUUAUGAUAGCUACUAUGGCCGGUUUUUCCUCAGCUGGUACUCCCAGACGUUGGUAGAUCAUGCAGACCGUGUACUGAUGUUAGCAAGGUUGGCUUUUGAGGGUUCAAACAUUGCUGUUAAGGUCUCUGGGGUGCACUGGUGGUACAAAACUGCCAGUCAUGCUGCUGAAUUGACCGCCGGAUUUUACAACCCAUGUAACCGUGAUGGCUAUGCUCCAAUUGCUGCAGUAUUGAAGAAAUAUGAUGCUGCUUUGAACUUUACAUGUGUUGAAUUGCGCACUAUGGAUCAACAUGAGGUAUACCCUGAGGCAUUUGCAGAUCCAGAGGGCCUAGUAUGGCAGGUGCUAAAUGCUGCUUGGGAUGCUGGUAUACAAGUGGCUAGUGAGAACGCUCUACCUUGCUAUGAUAGGGAUGGAUUCAACAAGAUUUUGGAGAAUGCCAAACCACUGAAUGACCCAGAUGGACGGCAUCUGUUUGGUUUCACCUAUCUAAGGCUUAGCAAUGUUCUGUUUGAAAGACCCAACUUUUUUGAAUUUGAGCGCUUCGUCAAGAGAAUGCAUGGUGAGGCGGUUCUUGAUCUGCAAGUAUAGAUUGGUAGCAUAUUACAUACACAUAUACAAGUGACUGAUUGGCUCCGGCCUUACAAGUGACUGAUUGGCUCCGGCCUUAUGGCUUACAUUUUUUCUCUCCUUUUCCUUUUUAUUUUAGGGAGUAGUAUCAGCUGAUUUUUGAGCUGUUAAAUAUAGAACUCGCUGGUUGCUGCUCAAUUUGUAAAGCCUAUUUGCAUAUACUCUAGUCUUCAAGAAGGAAGACCAGUGGGUUUAGUUGAGUUGCGGAUAAAUAGUGAAUUCACAUCCUUUUGUCUCCGGCGGCUCCACACCAAGAGCAAACAAUCUACUCCAUAUGUGCCUUGCAUCUCAUGGCCAUGGGGCUAGGCUACGCAGAUCUGGGUGUGAAAUCUGAAAACUAAGGCAUUCUGCCCAUCUCCAUCUCCAUA
Molecule: messenger RNA, 2765 nt
Organism: Sorghum bicolor (sorghum)
Lineage: Eukaryota; Viridiplantae; Streptophyta; Magnoliopsida; Poales; Poaceae
Product: beta-amylase 2, chloroplastic
Exons: 10
Coding region: 289-2358 (689 amino acids)
Biological process (GO): polysaccharide catabolic process
Molecular function (GO): beta-amylase activity
Source: RefSeq, a predicted model, not a curated record